AUGUCAACCACAGCCUCGACAAGCGACACAGGUCUACGAGGUCCUAUCCCCCGCGAUGCGCGCUUGAUUGCCCUCAUCCUAUCCUCAAUGGGUCUUUCGGACGUUGAACCAUCCGUUCUACUGCAACUGCUCGAAUUCGCACAUCGAUACACCCACGAUGUCCUUUGCGACGCACUCGUCUACUCUGACCACGCCAACUCUCGCCAAGCUUCCUCCUCUCUUUCCCUCGACGAUAUCAAUCUUGCAAUUCAGUCACGUGUGAAUUAUAGCUUUACUCAACCUCCCGAAAAAGAUAUGCUUCUCGGUCUAGCAAGUGCAGUGAACUCUAUCCCACUACCACCGAUAUCAGAUAGACACGGUGUGAGGCUGCCACCGCAAAACCAGUGUUUGACGAACGUAAACUUCAGGGUAGUUCCUAAUGCGCUCCCGGAAGGGUAUGAUGAUUUUGAAGAAACCCAAGCAACGGCGGGUGGCGAGGCUGGGGGAGCUUCGCAGGGAACAAACGAAAGUACGCAGAAUUCGGCAUUGUUCGAUUCAAAUACGAGAAGGGAGCAACAGGGUGUAAGAGAUGGCGCAGGGGAUGAUUACGAUGAUGAUGAAGACGGGGAGGGGGAGGACGGAGAUGUUAGUAUGACGACUGUUCAUCCUAGUCAGUCUCAUUCUCAGUCUACAGGCGGAUUGGGGACACAGGAAGGGAGUAAACAGCAAGACGGCCAGGGAACAGGUGAUGAAGCAUCCAGGGGGGUAAAGAGAAGUUUGGACGAGGAUGAGGAAUACGAUUGA
Ustilago hordei is the source of this 783-nucleotide messenger RNA. RefSeq lists its product as uncharacterized. Gene Ontology annotation, cellular component: transcription factor TFIID complex; SAGA complex. NCBI's taxonomy places the organism in Eukaryota, Fungi, Basidiomycota, Ustilaginomycetes, Ustilaginales, Ustilaginaceae. Bases 1 to 783 code for a protein of 260 amino acids. The record is from RefSeq and is a predicted model, not a curated record. Gene Ontology annotation, biological process: DNA-templated transcription initiation; RNA polymerase II preinitiation complex assembly. Gene Ontology annotation, molecular function: protein heterodimerization activity; RNA polymerase II general transcription initiation factor activity; transcription coactivator activity. The transcript has a single exon.